Molecule: messenger RNA, 1896 nt
Organism: Tinamus guttatus (white-throated tinamou)
Lineage: Eukaryota; Metazoa; Chordata; Aves; Tinamiformes; Tinamidae
Source: RefSeq, a predicted model, not a curated record
CGAAAAAACCUCAGCAUCUGGGAGAGUUCCCCUCCCGGCUCGCGUUUCCCUCUGGAGGGCGCAUCGGACGCGGAUAUCGGAGCGAACGCGCAGCUCUCCUACAAACUCAGCCCCAACGAGCAUUUCGCUCUGGAAGUGAAAUCUAAAGACGAAAAGAAAACAUCUGUAGCUCUGGUAUUAACGAAGGCUCUGGACCGGGAGGCGGUGGCUGAGCACCGUUUGCUGCUGACGGCGAGUGAUGGGGGCAGACCGUCGCUAUCGGGCACGAUGGAGCUCGUGAUCUCCGUGCUGGAUGUGAAUGACAACGCGCCCGAGUUCAACCAGUCGGUCUACAAUGUGAAAGUUCCCGAAAAUGUGACCGUAGGGACGCUACUUCUCCGGCUAACAGCGACGGACAAUGACGAAGGAAUGAAUAAGGAAAUAAGUUACGGCUUUUCCCAGUCUAUAUCGGACCACGUGAAAGAUUUGUUCAUGAUGGACCCGAAAUCAGGAGAAUUAAGAAUCAUAGGCAGGCUGGAUUUCGAGGAUGUACAGUCAUAUGACCUGGAAAUAGAGGCAAGUGAUAAGGGAAACGCUCUGCUAACAGGUUACUGCAGCGUGGAGUUGGAGGUGUUUGACGUGAACGACAACGCGCCGGAGGUGUGGGUGACGUCGCUGUCGGUGCCGGUGGCCGAGGACGCGCCACUGGGGACGGUGGUGGCGCUGCUGAGCGUGUCGGACCGUGACUCGGGGUCGAACGGGCGCGUGCGGUGCGCGGUGUGGCCGUCGUCGCCGUUCGGUCUGGUGUCGACGUUCGAGGGCUCGUACUCGCUGGUGCUGCGUGAGGCGCUGGACCGGGAGCGUGUGUCGGAGUACGAGGUGGAGGUGCGUGCGGAGGACGGCGGGACGCCGCCGCUGCGCGCCCGGCGCGCCCUGCGGGUGCCGGUGUCAGACGUGAACGACAACGCGCCGGCGUUCGCGCAGGCCGUGUACACGGUGCUGGCGCGGGAGAACAACGCGGCGGGCGCGGAGCUGGCGCGCGUGUGGGCGCGGGACCCGGACGAGGCGGGCAACGGGCGCGUGAGCUACUCGUUGUGGGAGGGCGCGUCGGCGUCGGGGUCGCGCUCGGCGUCGAGCUACGUGUCGGUGGACGCGGAGAGCGGGCGUGUGUGGGCGCUGCAGCCCUUGGACUACGAGGAGCUGCAGGUGCUGCAGUUCGAGGUGCGCGCGGUGGACGCGGGGGAGCCGUCGCUGAGCGGCAACGCCACGGUGCAGCUCUUCGUGGUGGACGAGAACGACAACGCUCCGUCGCUGCUGCCGCCUGCGGGGGGCGGCGCGGGCCCCUGGGCUGGCGGCGCGGGAGAGUCGUCGUCAUCUUCGUCGGGGUGGUCGUUGUGGGCGUGGGCGUCGUGGGGUUCUCCUGCGGGGCAGGUGGUGGCGAAGAUCCGUGCGGUGGACGCGGACUCGGGCUACAACGCGUGGCUGCGCUACGAGCUGCAGGAGGCGCGGGGCAAGGGCGCGUUCCGCGUGGGUCUGUACAGCGGCGAGGUGAGCACGGCGCGGGCGCUGGAGGAGGCGGACGGGCCGCGGCAGACGCUGCUCAUCGUGGCGAGUACGAACUGGUGGCUGGUGGUGGCCAUCUGCGCGGUGUCGAGCGUGUUCCUGCUGGCCGUGGUGCUGUACGCGGCGUCGCGGUGGUCGCCGCGGGCGUCCGUGCAGUCGGGGCCCGGUCCGACGACGCUGGUGUGCGCCAGCGAAGUGGGGAGCUGGUCGUACUCGCAGCGCCAGAGCCGGAGCGUGUGCGUGGCGGAGGGCGCGGGCAAGAGCGACCUCAUGGUUUUCAGCCCCAACUUCCCGCCGCCCGCGGGCUCCACACCCAAAGAGACGCCGCAGGAUCCCGCUGCUCUCUUGGACACG